AUCUAAGAAAAAAAAACAUAACUGUCACAAACAUAACCAAUAACUAUAAAAAUAUUCACAAGUUCGUAUUUCCAAGCCAGAUAAAAUUAAAUCUAUUGGGGAAUUAAAAAUUUGUUCAACUAACCAUUAAUUUUGUGCUAUUUUCAUUUUUGUUUUGAUGCCUCAUCAUAAUUAUUCAAAACAGGGUCUGGAGUUUAUUUAAUAUUCUUAUAUAGCCUAAUUAUGGGUCAGAGUUUGAGCCAGUUUACAGAAGAAGAAUUACAAGAUUAUCAGGAUUUAACAUAUUUUACAAAGAAAGAAGUUCUAUAUGCUCACCAAAAAUUUAAGGCGUUGGCCCCUGAAAAAGUGGGACACAACCGGAAUGCUAAGCUACCCAUGGCAAAAGUGUUGCAAUAUCCAGAGCUGAGGGUGAAUCCGUUUGGUGAUCGCAUUUGCCGUGUCUUCAGCUCCAGCCACGAUGGAGAUUGCACGUUUGAAGACUUCUUGGACAUGAUGUCUGUAUUCAGUGACGCCGCACCCAAAGCAGUUAAGGCUGAACAUGCGUUCAGGAUAUUUGAUUUUGACGGAGACGACAUGUUGGGCGUGUCAGAUCUACGGCAUGUGAUCGACCGACUAACCGGUCCCCAGCGGCUCUCUGAGUCUGAUACGCAACUGCUGAUACAGAACAUACUGGACGAGGCAGACCUCGACGAUGAUGGUGCAUUGUCCUUUGCCGAGUUCGAACACAUCGUGGACAAGUCUCCAGAUUUUGCCAAUGUGUUCCGCAUUCAACUUUGAACUUUUGAAGAUAAAAUUUAAACACAAAAUAUUCUAGUCAGAUUUUACCAUAAAUUAAUAUUUAAUUUAUAAUAUUAUGCACAAAAAUGUAUUUUAUUUAUCAUUAUUGUCUUAUAGAUUUAAGCUACAGUGAGAUUAAUGUUGUGAUAAUACUGUGUAUUGCUGUAUGUUAAAAAAUAUAUACUUUUAUUUAUUUCCUAAA
Messenger RNA from Homalodisca vitripennis (glassy-winged sharpshooter), 979 nucleotides. RefSeq names its product calcium and integrin-binding protein 1-like. The transcript is spliced from 5 exons. Lineage: Eukaryota; Metazoa; Arthropoda; Insecta; Hemiptera; Cicadellidae. Gene Ontology annotation, molecular function: calcium ion binding. The record is from RefSeq and is a predicted model, not a curated record. The coding region runs from base 223 to 777 and encodes 184 amino acids.